UCUCUUUUCCGGCGUCUCCAUCGCCGUCUUCUUCUUCUCAAUCUCGCUGUCUAAUUUCGUUCGGCUUCGACCUCGUGAGCUACUUCUGAGUCCGGCCAUCACGCAGCUCCAGUCAUUUGCUUUGUGAUUUAUACAAAGAUGACAACAAUUGAAACCAAUCAGAAAACUCAAAAGUCUUCUCCUUCCGGUUCUGCUGCUACUGCUACCGCUACUCCCAAGCAGCCAUCAGCGUCGUUUAAAAGGUGGGGAAGAAGACACCCAUUUGUAAGAUAUGGAAUUCCGAUGAUAUCUCUCACAGUAUUUGGAGCACUCGGACUUGGCCAACUCCUUCAAGGCAGUAAGGAUAUCGCAAAGGUAAAAGAUGACCAAGAAUGGGAGAUUAUAGAGACAAGAAAGGCCCUUUCGAGAACAGGACCUGUUGAUGCUUAUAAACCUAAAAACACAUCCAUCGAAGAAGAGCUCAAGGCUAUGCAAGAGAAGGUGGACAUAAACUCGUACGAGUACAAGAAAAUUCCAAAGCUAAACGAAAGCCAGUCUGAUUAAUCGAAGUCAGUCCUUGUAUCAGAAUUUUGCCUUCUUAGAUGUGUUCAGUUUCAAAUGACUCUUCACAUAACAUAAGCGCCCAAGUAAAAAAAAAUACAGUGCAGUAGGUUUUGGCCUUGCUAAACCAAGAACAAAAGAUGAGGCAUAGGGCUAUUUCUUCAUUAUACAUCACUUGAUUGUCUUUUAUAAAAUUAGUGUUUGGUAAUCCAAUAAUCAUAAGAUGCUUUCUUUCGAUUCAAUCCAUUGUUUUAGUAUUUGUUGUAAUCAUGAAUCUCUAUGUAUACAUAUAAUAUAAGGAUACGUGUGUCAAUUUCCGAA
This is a messenger RNA of Capsella rubella, 861 nucleotides long. RefSeq lists its product as uncharacterized. Lineage: Eukaryota; Viridiplantae; Streptophyta; Magnoliopsida; Brassicales; Brassicaceae. The coding region runs from base 139 to 543 and encodes 134 amino acids. Gene Ontology annotation, cellular component: mitochondrial membrane. The record is from RefSeq and is a predicted model, not a curated record. The transcript has 4 exons.